Hydractinia symbiolongicarpus is the source of this 994-nucleotide messenger RNA. RefSeq names its product UPF0488 protein C8orf33 homolog. Bases 136 to 681 code for a protein of 181 amino acids. The record is from RefSeq and is a predicted model, not a curated record. Lineage: Eukaryota; Metazoa; Cnidaria; Hydrozoa; Anthoathecata; Hydractiniidae. The transcript is spliced from 6 exons.
UUUAUCCAAAGGAUUUUCAUCUGCCCUAGGCGGGUUUUUCCUAUGCCUUCUAAUGAAAACGAGCCUUAUAGUAUUGGAACGUAAGUUAGUAUAGAAAAAAAUAAAACUUCAUGCGUGUAUAAUGUAGAAUAUAAAAUGGAAAAAGAAGAAUUAACCAACAAUGAUGAAGAACAAUUAACAAAGCAACAAAAGAAAAAUAAGAAGAAACGAGAAGCUGCAAAAUUGAAAAAGAAACAACAGCAACCACAACAGCAACCACAACAGCAACCACAACGACAAAGUGAAAAGAAUGUGGAAGAAGUUGCAACAGAUGAUACAGUAGAUAACUUCGAAGAAGAACUUUGUUGGUGUAUAAAACAGAUAGAGCUUGGUGUCAAAACUCAAAAACCAACAAAAGAUCAAGUCGUCAAUAGCACAAAAUUAUUGAACCAACUUAAGUCACCAAAAACACCGAAGCCUAAGAAAAGGAUGCUGAUGAAAGUCAAUUUUGGAGAUUAUAGAAACAAAAUGGCGAAAGAAAGAAAAAUACAUAGUCAAGUUCCACCUUCUUUCACGGCUACCGACGAAAACAAACUUAAAGAAAGUGUGUUUAUAAAGAAGAAAUCCAAUGACAUGCCAACCUGUUCACCUACCAGCGAAAAAUCGUACGGUUUUUGUUUCAAUUUUCCUGAACCAUCAUAAAAGAUUGUUGGAGAUGGAAGAAAACGGACGUGGUUACCUGAAUUUGAUGUUAUCUAGAAUAUAAAAGUCGCCUUCCUCAUCACAGCGGGUAUUCAAAUAAAAAAAGUUGAUGAGCAAAUAUUUGUAAAGAACUGAAAUGGAUAAUAUUGUGAUAUCGCCACAGCUUAUUGGUCGCUUGUGCGAACUGUUUUAUUAGAAGACCACCUUCUCAAACGUGAAAAAUGUAGAUAUUUUGUAUAUAUCACUCAACUUGAAUGACCAAAAUAUUCACGAAAGUAUACACGGAAUUUCAAAUAUAUAGAGCUGCUGUAAA